This is a messenger RNA of Parasteatoda tepidariorum (common house spider), 3111 nucleotides long. Lineage: Eukaryota; Metazoa; Arthropoda; Arachnida; Araneae; Theridiidae. The record is from RefSeq and is a predicted model, not a curated record.
AUUGGUGCAAAUCCUUCGUGGGCCUGCCAACGUACGAAAUAAAUGCCUCUGCGGUCAGGCGUUAAUAAGAUUUAUGUCUGAUGCUCGAAAAAAUCGGUGCGAAAUCAGUCGAAUUUUUCAUGAGAAAUCGAAAUGUAAAUGUCUGAUUUUAUUUUAAAUUCGAUUUCACAGCAACUAUACAGUACGUUUUUGCGUCUGUAACUUAAAAUAUCGCCUGCAUUAAUUAAUUAGCAUAGUCACCCUCUCAAACCAUUAAGAUUGAGUCCUAGAUCGUGAAGAUGCUUAAAAUUUUCAUUAAGACGAGGGAAAAUAGUUUUCUCGCCUCAUUACCGUGGAAAACAAUUAUGAUUGUAUCGUUUAAUACGAAAAAUAAAACUAAUUUCGUGCAGUUUAAGAGAUGUAUGUAAACCAAUUCUUCAUUGUAACGUUUUCGGCCACUUUCUUAAGUUGAUGAUUUCAUGAUAUAUGAUUAUUAUUGAAAGAAAACAUUAAGAAACAUCUCUCCAAAGAAGCACUUAAAUUUUUGAUAAGUUUCGAUCAAAAUAAAAUUUCUUAAAAAAACUCGCUUAAAAUUCACAAAUGGCUCUGUCAGUACGUCAAAUUUCAACUUAGUAUAUCUAAUUCAGUGAACGGAUGAGCCUUGGCAACAUCAAGCGAAAUUGACUAAUUUGUGGCGUAACUAUCACUAUAAAUAUUAAAUAAAAAUUCACUAGUAUAUAACUGCCAACUAUUACGCAAUUAGCGUGGAAUUAUAUUACCAUAUUUAAAGUGCUAGUAAAAUUUAUACCUACGUACUUAACCCAGAUUAUACACUGUUUUCUUUGUUUUAAUAUACUGUCAUUAGUGACUAGGCACCCCCCUUUUUCCGCCCCACCCAUUAUUUAUUUCAAUGCGAUGAAAGAGCAGAUAUCCCCUAGGGGAUAGGCACUCAGUAAAAUAUGAUUAGUUAGUUAGUUAUUGCGUUAUUCCGCGGAAUGGAACUAUAAUGGAAUAUUAAUAUGGAACUCUAUUGCGUUAUCACAUAAUACAACGUAUGCUUCUGCCUAAAAUUGUACUUUACAUUUCAUUUUACUACUAUGGGAAAUACCAUCCUCGCACGGAUUAAAAGUUGGAAGGUCUGCGAAGUAUAUAAUACAUGUUAAUUUAUUUAAUAUGAGGUACCUUUUGAAUGUUGAAAUAGUAGUACGAUUGUACCUAUUUAGCAUAUCUUAUAUACUAGUUGAUUGGUAUUUAAUAUUUAUAGUGGUAGUUAUACGCCACAACUUCUCAAAAGUUUUAAUAUUUUAUCGAGUAUCAUUUCAUUAAAUCUUUUGUUGAAUACGGAGCAAUUAGCAUAUCUGAACUAAAGUGAUAGUCAAAAAUAGUUGACUGUUCUAUAUAUUAAAUCCACUUUUCAUGCUGCAAGAUUGCUUUACAAUUAUUUUUUUACAACCUAACUGCAACAAUUGAUUGUAACUCUUUUUUCAAUUUACAGAAAGCUGAUAAUUGUCCAAUGAAUAGUGAUUUUUGUUCAAUUCUUUGCUUGAACCAAUACUCGAAUCAUUCACUGUUUCAAAAGUUACGCGAUUUUGUUUUAGGUAUCUCAUAAUGGCAGAUUAUUGUGUGAGGCCUAAUCCUUACAGAAUCAAUCAAGGGGACAUUUUCCUAGUGUACGCAGCAUUCCAACGUUCCAUACACCAUCUUAAUGCUUUGCAAGACUCUCUGGAAUAUCAGAAAACGAAAUUUCUUUCAGACUACAAAGAGAUCUUUAUGCAUGUGAAACAAUUUUGCCAAGAAAGAAGAGGAUCAUCGAACACCCAAGAUUCUCAGAAUGCAUAUCAUUAUUCUGCAUUCGAAUAUCUUUUUUGGCAUGUGAAAAACGUUUUCACAUCUAAGCAGGACCAUCAAGAUUCUGAGAAAUAUAAUAUAUGGGAACGAGAAUUUAACAAGCACGUGGAAAACUUUCCAACUCUUUCUAACGUUUCAAACGCGCACGUCCAUGCCGUAGUAAACGGUCACUAUGCAGAUGUAAUUUCAGAUCAAUCAAAGUAUUCCAGAAAAUGGCAGAUCGAUGAAAGCAAAUUAAUUCUUCCUUUUGAUGAAUACAGAGGUUGGAUGUCCUCGCCUCUAAAAGAAGCACUAAUGAGGAUACCGUCCACAGAAAGAUUAAGAUGGUGUGUAAAGUUGUUGCUGGCCUACCACUAUGAGAGUGAGUGUUCUAUGUUUAUGUCCUCAGCUUUCAAAUUUUGUUCGAAUGCGGUAAACCUCUCUCCAAUUGCAGACAGCAAAUCUGCAGACGAUGUUUGCCAAACAAUGAUCUGUUAUUUAGAUAUGUUUGAGAAUCUUCUGGCAGAAACCUUCCCAUAUCGUUAGAAAUUUGUAGACAGAUGCUUAGACUGUUUGUUUUAUAGAUCAUCAAUGAAUUUCCGUUUUUUAUUGGAACAGGGUGCAACUUAUGGAUAUUCUCAAGAACGUGUUCCAGAAUUAAAAUGGUGGAUUUCAGUGGACAUGUGGCGAAUGGGACGAAUACAUUCUAGUGAAGUUAUCAGUCAAAGAUGCGAAUACUAUUGCCUUCAACUAUUUUACUUAUACUUUUAUAAAGGAAACCAUCGCUUUGGAAGCUACGUAGAUGAAAUGCUACAAGCCAUCUGGGACUCCAUAUCUGAACCUUAUAUUACAGAAGAUGAUAUAUUUGCAUGCUUUUCUCAUAUGGCCAAUAAUGGUGGAUACGAAUUUUGGAGAUUAUCAACAUCAUCAUCAAUAUCAAUUUCUGACUAUGCGGAGAAAGUUCAUCUGUGGUAUUGCAAUGCCAUCUCCAAAAGUGAAAAGCAAGUAAGAUCUCCGAGAUGUCUCCAGCAUUUGUCAAGAUGUGCCAUCCGAUCUCAUCUGAGAUUUCCAAUCAAUUAUGAUUUUAUUGAUUUGCCUCAAAAACUUAAAGACUAUCUAAUGCUGAAAGAAUUGUGAUAUUUAGAAACUAUCGUUCAUGCAAUACUUCAGUAGCAUAACUCAAUGUAGAUCGAUUCAAAGUCAUGUCAUAUUUAUGUUAAAAAUUCUGGUUAGUGUUAAUUAAUUUGAUUUGACUCAUAUUCCAAUGAUAUUUAAUGCUGAAAGAAUAAAUUAUUUUGAAAAUAA